Molecule: messenger RNA, 2742 nt
Organism: Boleophthalmus pectinirostris (great blue-spotted mudskipper)
Lineage: Eukaryota; Metazoa; Chordata; Actinopteri; Gobiiformes; Gobiidae
Gene: serinc5
Product: serine incorporator 5
Exons: 12
Coding region: 138-1514 (458 amino acids)
Cellular component (GO): membrane
Source: RefSeq, a predicted model, not a curated record
GGCGGGAGGAGACGAGAGCGACCAGCCGCUGACGAAGAUCGAGCUCCAAGCGCGUUGUUCCCUGAAGUGCUUUGAAAUCCAUGUAGGAACAAAAGAUCGUAUUUUGAAGCGGAACUAAUUAUUUACCACGAAGCAUUAUGUGUACGCCGUGUUGUUUCUCGCAGCUGGCCUGCUGCUGUGGCUCUGCUGCCUGCUCUUGUUGCUGUAAAUGCUGCCCCAACAUCAAACAGUCCACAGGGACUCGCUUCAUGUACGCGCUCUACUUCCUGCUGGUCACCGUCAUAUGCGUCGUCAUGAUGACACCCACUGUGGAGGAAGCCCUUAAAAGCCACAUCCCAUUUUACAGUGAACUGUGUGAAAAGCUGAAUGCGGGUGAGAACUGCCAGACCCUGGUUGGUUAUUCGGCAGUUUACAAGAUGUGCUUUGGAAUGGCCUGCUUCUUCUUAUUUUUUGCCCUCUUCACCAUACGUGUAAACAACAGCACUGGAUGCCGGGCAGCUAUACAUAACGGAUUUUGGCUGAUUAAGUUCAUUGUGCUGGUGCUUUGCUGCACUGGAGCCUUCUUCAUCCCUGAACAGGAAACCUUUCUGGAAGUGUGGCGCUAUGUGGGAGCAGGUGGAGGUGCUAUUUUCCUUCUCAUCCAGCUCAUGUUAUUGGUCGAGUUUGCACACAGGUGGAACACAAACUGGAGUUCUGGGGUGAAGUACAAUCGUUUGUGGUACGCAGCCUUGGCCUUCGUGACUCUGAUGCUGUUCACUGUAGCAGUAGGAGCUGUGGUUUUCCUCUGGCUCUUCUAUACUCAACAUCAGGCCUGUCUGCUCAACAGAAUCUUUUUAUGCAUCAAUGGAAGUCUUUGCUUCAUUGUCUCUAUGUUGGCCAUAUCACCGUGCAUACAGAAAUUGCAACCUACGUCAGGCCUUCUGCAGCCAGGGGUGAUCAGUGUGUAUGUGAUGUACCUCACUUUCUCAGCCUUCUCCAGCAAACCACCAGAAAUCCUGGAGAUUGAUGGGAGAAAUCAAACAGUGUGUGUGUUUGGAUUCUCUGAAUCUAAGAGUGAGAGGAAGAUUGUCACUGGGAUUGGAACGGUGAUUCUGUUUGCCUGUGUGCUGUACUCAUGUUUGACAUCCACCACCAAGAGAAGCUCUGCUGCGCUGCGAGUGUACAGAAAUAGUGAGCCAGAGAGUGAGAGAGCCCGUUGCUGUUUCUGUUUAGGAGAUGACACUGAUGAGUUUGAUGAGGAAAAGACCGGUUCAGGACAGAAUGUGAUGUACGAUGAGCGUGAAGGGACAAUCUACAGCUACUCCUACUUCCACUUUGUCUUUUUCCUCGGCUCUCUGUAUGUUAUGAUGACAGCCACCAACUGGUUUCACUACGAUGGGCACAAGACUGAGAAGCUUCUGGACGGUAGCUUGUCUGUGUUCUGGAUAAAGAUAGUGUCGAGCUGGGUCUGUCUGCUCCUCUACAUGGGAACCCUCAUAGCUCCAAUGCUCUGCCCAAAACGCUUUGAAGCCUAGGACCUAGUUCUCAGUCUGGGAUCACCCUGAUUCUCCCAUCUCCAGACUAUAGGUUUCAGCCUGAACCACAAAGAGACCACUGCAACUGAAACUUCAACCUACCUUAAAACACAACCCCACACUACCCUCAGUGUUGCAAGUGGACUGUUGCCUUUGAUUCUUAAACUAGUAUUUGCUAUGUGAAGCUAAUACCUUGAUGGUUAUUUCUGCCUAUUUUUAUUACAACUGACUUAAAGUUUUUGUUACAUUCAUUCAUUGUUACAUACAAAGACUCUAGAUCUUUGUUAUAUUUUUUGUACCCUUUUUCUUGGUUUGUAUUGUUCAUCAUGUGUUUUUUAUAAAACAGACAUCUCAAACUUCAUCAAACCAUUGUUUUUACAUGUAAAAACAAAAGACCUUAAGAGGUAUUUGAGUGUCUUUAUGUACCACUUUGUGAAGCAAACUCAUUCAGUAAUAAUUGGAUGUUGUUCAAGUUGUUUAAGCUCAGGUUAAUCUAAACCUGUAUUUGUUUAUGCUUUGUUAUAUUGUGCCCUUUUGUAGAUGUUUUCUAUGCAAAGCUUUUUAUAUUAGAAAACCUGUGUUGUGAAUAUCUUUUUGGAUUUACCUGUGCUCCCUUAGAGCCUAAUCUUUUUGAAGGGAUGUCCUCACGACCUGUACACUUUGUGGUCAGCUGUUUUAGGCAGUGCUUUUUUAGAUCUGUCAAAGCUGCACUAACACAGUAUCAUCUUUUACCAAAGUACAGGUUAAAAAAAUCAAGUCUAACAUGUUCUAAACAGAUAAGAUCAUAAGUUUUCAUGCAGUGUCAACAGCCUUUUGCCUUUACUGUGUUACGUGUGGCUUUUACAGGUAGUACUCAUGUAGCAAGAGUGUUUGUAUUUUAAAUUAUUCAACACUGGAUGUUGAGUUUACUGCCAAAAUUGAAUUUAGACAUUCAUAUAUUCACAAGUUAUACAUUUUAUUGUAUUGUGUAUAUAUUUUGCAAGCUUCUAAUUUGACUGACUUACCCUUGCUGAUAGACUUUAUUUUAAGUUAUUUGUAGAUUUCAGUCAUAAUUAAAAUAAGUGUACAUUAUAACUGAAAAUACAUUCAUGUAAUCAAUAGUUUAAUCUCAAUGAAUGUAGAAACUGUGGUGCUCUAUAUAAUACAGCCAUACGCUAGGUCAAAGAUGUGUUUACCAAAUAUUGUACCUGUUCCCAUGUUCAUUUUAAUAAUAAAAUAAUCAAGAACA